This is a messenger RNA of Zootermopsis nevadensis, 1726 nucleotides long. Its product is annotated as SAC3 domain-containing protein 1. Gene Ontology annotation, cellular component: centrosome; nucleus; spindle. The record is from RefSeq and is a predicted model, not a curated record. Gene Ontology annotation, biological process: spindle assembly; centrosome duplication. NCBI's taxonomy places the organism in Eukaryota, Metazoa, Arthropoda, Insecta, Blattodea, Termopsidae.
UUUACUUGUCUUUUACCACAGAAUCCACAGGAUUAUCACUCCAAGAACAGAAUUCCAUCACUAGAUAUACUUCAGUUAAAGAUGAGUUAAUGUUUGUAUUCAUCCAGUGUUCCUCCAAGCGGAGUUUCUAGUGAAUUUCAACAUGUUCUGUUAGUGAAAUGACUGCCUUCUCUCCUGUCUUCAUCAAGGGCACAUGUAUGGACAUGUGCCCUGUAAGAGAACGUAAGUUGAGAGAGAAAGAGGGUCUGCUGCAUUUGUUGGAGUUACCCGCUGGUACUUCACUUCAGUCCACACCUACAGCCCACCCUUAUCUCACAGUAAAGAGCUUCAGUCGCUCAGCCGCUGGUCAUCACACACCACAUCAGGAUGAACUGCGGCCACCAGACAUCCUUUACAAGACAGUGUGCCACCUUCUAACCAGCACUGUUUUGCGACAGGGAGUGGACUGGUGCACAGUGUAUGAUUUUGUGUUUGACCGUCUGCGUGCAGUGCGACAAGACCUGGUGAUACAAGGCCUGGGUUGUGUUGAGAGCAUCCCAAUUCUGGAACCAACUGUGCGCUUUCACAGCUAUGCUGGCUACAGACUAUGUGCAGAACCACUAUCAAAGUUUGAACCAGCAAUCAAUUGCACUCACUUAUUGGAAUGUCUGAAGCGACUCCUUGUGCUUUAUGAUGACUGCCACAACACUUCGAGUCUUGAAGUGAGAGCAGAUAUGGAGGCACUGUACUUACUGAUGGGGCUUGGUAGCUACCAGACACUCAGUAGGGCGCUGCAACUACCAGGAGAAUUAAGGCAGCACCCAACAGUAAAGACAGCAUUUGCAAUGUCACUGGCUCUGUGGUCUGGUAACUACGUACGUCUGUGUACUCUGCUGCCAAAACUUCCACCUCUCUUAAAGUGUGUUGCAGCUCAACAACUACCACUUGUUAGGAGACAUGCACUGCAGAUAAUGUCGUGUGCCUACAGCAGUCAUAAUCUCACAUUUCCACUAAGCAGGCUUCAGACUUUAUUACUUUACAAAACACAUAAACAAGCAGAAAGUGAUUGCAAGCGCUAUGGCAUCUCAGUGAAGGAUAAUGCUGUCAUGUUUAAUAAGGCAACUUUCCAGCCAAAUGCACACGGUCCUUGUUUGUAUGUCGAGUGUGUGGACAUGGCACUACAGUCAGUUGACUUGACAGAACUUCUGUUGCUCAAAGAUCGUGCACCAGAACCAACAGAAACUGUGAAAUAAGGGAUUUAGUUUUAUUAAUAUGUCAGCAGGAUAAAAAGAAGAUGGGAUUCUUGUUACAGAAAAUUCUUGCAUGAAGUAAGGCCUAUGACAUUGAUUGAAGACUUAAGAGAAUUGGAAACUGUGAAGAGUUGCAGAAUUUUGUUUCAAAUUAUAACCUGAAACUAACAUUCUUAUACUUUGAAUUAUUUAAGGCAUAAUCACUUAUAUUUUUAAUUAGACAACCAAAAGGAUAUUCAAGAAUGUGAAUAUAUAAUAAUUUAAUUACUAAACAUUCCUUAUAACAAGACGCCAAAUACAGGAAUUUGUCGAGUGCCUAACAGCCACACACACUGCAAUUCCUUGCCAACUGUGCGUCUCUACUUUAUAUACAAAUAAUAAAUUGCUUUUAUAAUGUGAUGCCAAUUUAUUAGUGUAGUGGAUUCCUAGUCUCUAUACAUUUACACUGAUAUAUGUAGCACUAUGUAAUGUAAAAAAAUAUACAUUAUAAGAAGUGA